AAAGUGACGCGUAAAGUUGUGACGCACACUAAUGACGUAUGCCUGUUAUUGUAGAAGAUUGAGGGAAAAUGGCGAAAUAAAGCAACUUUUUCCACAACUCUUCGAGAGAAUUGGACAUUAAGGCAGGUGGGGGUACCUGCUGCGAGAGGAUGACGGAGAAAUCACUGUGAAAGUAUGACUCAUGUCCCCUCACUGAUGGACUGGAGCUCAUACUGUGUUUUCAGUGUAUGCUUUGUGCCUGAGAGGACCAUGGGCAACACCAGCAGUGAGAGGAGCGGCGGCAGCGGUGGCGGGGCCCACGGCGACAAGGGCCACCGCAGGGACAGCCGGGGCCACAAGGAGGGCGACCGGCCCAAGAUCCUCAUGGACAGCACCGACGACCCCUACCUCUUCCACGGGGUCGACAUGAAGCCUCCAACGGAGAAAGAGGAGUAUCUGGCUUGGCAGCAAGACAUGGAGGCGAACGGCAAGGGUCCCGGUCAAGCCCGGCCCACGGUGUUCCGUUGGGCGGGUGGCGCUAAAGAAGUUUUCCUGUCUGGAUCUUUCAACAACUGGGCGAACAAGAUCCCGCUGACCAAGAGCCAUAACAACUUUGUGGCCAUAGUGGACCUUCCUGAAGGGGAACACCAGUACAAGUUCUAUGUGGAUGGACAGUGGACCCAUGACCCAAAAGAGCCUGUUGUGACCAAUCAUUUGGGCACAGUCAAUAACGUCAUCCAGGUGAAGAAGACAGACUUUGAAGUCUUUGAUGCACUCAUGGUGGACUCCCAGAAGUGCUCUGACAUUUCAGAGCUCUCGAGUUCCCCUCCGGGGCCGUACCAGCAGGAGGCGUACACCUCCAAGCCAGAGGAGAAGUUCAAGUCUCCGCCCAUCCUGCCCCCUCACCUCCUGCAAGUCAUCCUUAACAAGGACACGGGGAUCUCGUGUGACCCUGCCCUGCUUCCAGAGCCGAACCACGUGAUGCUCAACCACCUGUAUGCGCUUUCCAUCAAGGACGGCGUGAUGGUCCUGAGCGCCACCCACCGCUACAAGAAGAAAUAUGUCACUACUCUGCUCUACAAGCCUAUAUGACCUGUGACCUCCAGGAACUCAUGUGAUCGGGGUGCUAAUCGAAGCACCUUGCCUAAAAUGAUUCAUAAAUUUUUUUUUUUUUAAAUACGUGGUCAUAUUUUAUUUGUUAUCUGAAUCAGUAAUGGAUUUUCUAUCAUUCCUCCACUAGCACUGAAGUGAAAGGUCUCUCCACCGCACUGUCCGGAGAGGGCAGGGCAGCACAGCCCGCCUUCCCCAAGAGCGUGUGCCCAGCACAGGCUGUGUUACCAGGGACCCCUAGAAGGCACCCUCACAUGUUCUAGAAUCCGUUUAUUAAAGAGCUGCAUGCUGCCAUGUCCUGACCACACCCCUCUCCCCCCAAACCCCUUUCCAGCAACUUAUUUAGAAAUGGAAAAACAGUGCCUGGCCAUGUUACCGUUGCAGAGUGUGCAUUCUAAUACCGUUCAUGCUUUCGGUUUUUUCUGUAUCAUGAGCCAAGUGCCAAAUCGUCCCUGAAAAAGGAGUGAUAUGACAUUUCUGUGAAAGCGCCACCCCAGGCCACACCUGCUUGAGGACCUGGGUCGAUUCAUAUGCAGGUGAGGGGAGGGUCCAGCUGGAGGACACAGGGAGGCAGCGUCUCAUCCCAGAGAAGACAGUGAUUUUGUAUUAGUUUUUUCAAACAUAUAUCUUCUCUGAACUAUGCAUUGUUUUCACUGGUUAUUGGAGAAUGACGACAUAAUUUACAGAGCACCAUCAGUAGUGUUGGGUCAUUGGCUUACGGCACAUGCCAUUCAGAUUUGGUUAGGCACUAAAACUUUUUAUCAAAUUUAUUUUGUACUAAGAAUGUAAUGCUGCGAUGACUGGUAGAAUGUACUGAUCACCCACCCACAACAUUUUUAUUGUGAUCCUGUGACUAAUGUUAAAUAAAUUUUCAGCAGGAUUCCAAAUGACCGUUUCCUGCACUCUGUAA
Molecule: messenger RNA, 1999 nt
Organism: Scleropages formosus (Asian bonytongue)
Lineage: Eukaryota; Metazoa; Chordata; Actinopteri; Osteoglossiformes; Osteoglossidae
Gene: prkab1b
Product: protein kinase, AMP-activated, beta 1 non-catalytic subunit, b
Exons: 9
Coding region: 175-1071 (298 amino acids)
Biological process (GO): signal transduction
Cellular component (GO): nucleus; nucleotide-activated protein kinase complex; cytoplasm
Molecular function (GO): protein kinase binding
Source: RefSeq, a predicted model, not a curated record